Messenger RNA from Pungitius pungitius (ninespine stickleback), 3365 nucleotides. It is a transcript of the gene nek4, whose product is annotated as NIMA-related kinase 4. The record is from RefSeq and is a predicted model, not a curated record. Gene Ontology annotation, biological process: protein phosphorylation. The transcript is spliced from 16 exons. Lineage: Eukaryota; Metazoa; Chordata; Actinopteri; Perciformes; Gasterosteidae. Gene Ontology annotation, molecular function: protein kinase activity; ATP binding. Bases 202 to 2901 code for a protein of 899 amino acids.
UCAACCGCUUCUGAUUUCCUGCGUUUUCAAAAUCUCGACGCUGGCACAGUGAGCUAAUUAACUCUUAGUGCGAAGUUUUCCCAAGCGGAUUUCAAUCGGUUAUCUCGUCUUUUCAUCUGGAGUAUGAGACGAAAUAAAACUGUUAUCGUUGCCGGAAAAGUCGUGUAGCGUUUUCAACGUUAUGAAGCGUUUUGAAGAACGAUGAAUAAUUAUAUUUUCAUCAGGGUCGUUGGUAAGGGGAGCUAUGGCGAAGUGAACUUGGUCAAAAACAAAACUGACCGAAAACAGUAUGUUAUCAAAAAGCUGAAUUUAACCACCUCCUCCAAGCGAGAACGGCGUUCUGCAGAGCAGGAGGCCCAGCUUCUGUCCCAGCUUCGUCACCCUAACAUUGUGACGUACAGGGAGUCUUGGGAAGGAGAUGACUGCCAGCUGUACAUUGUGAUGGGUUUCUGUGAAGGCGGUGACCUUUAUCAUCGACUCAAACAGCAAAAGGGCGAACUCUUACCUGAGAGGCAGGUGGUUGAGUGGUUCGUCCAGAUAGCCAUGGCACUACAGUACCUGCAUGAGAGGAACAUUCUUCACCGGGACCUUAAAACGCAGAAUAUCUUCUUGACAAAGACUAAUAUUAUCAAAGUUGGGGACCUUGGCAUUGCACGAGUUUUGGAGAACCAGAAUGAUAUGGCCAGCACGCUCAUUGGGACCCCUUACUACAUGAGUCCGGAGCUCUUCUCUAAUAAACCCUACAACCACAAGUCAGAUGUAUGGGCCCUGGGCUGCUGUGUGUAUGAAAUGUCCACUCUGAAACAUGCCUUCAAUGCCAAGGACAUGAACUCCCUGGUUUAUCGCAUUGUUGAAGGAAAGCUGCCACAGAUGCCCAGCAGGUAUGAUCUACAGCUGGGAGAACUGAUCAAGCGCAUGCUGUGUAAGAGACCUGAAGACAGACCUGAUGUCAAACUUAUCCUCCGGCAGCCCUACAUCAAACGACAAAUUGCUAUGUUCCUAGAGGCCACCAAAGAAAAAACUGCCAAGUCAAGAAAGAAAGCCGUUGGUGGCAGCAGUGAUUGCAGGGCCACCAGUGCAACAUCUGUGGCAUCUUCUCUGCCAAAGCCUGAGAGAAGUCCGCAGCUUGAACCGCUGUCUAGGGGGAAAUGUAAAGAAGAUAAAUCGCAUGAACAUAAAGUUCGGGACGGCUUCAAAGACGACACUCCGGACCAAACGCCACGGCCACCCAAAUCGUCCUCAGCUGAUGUCCUUAAAGCCAGCAUCGCAUCCCUGGCAACCAUCAGCAACAUUAAUGUCCAACUGCAAGAGGAGGAGGACCCUAAGAAGGGACUUGUGCAGGGGUCCCAGGCAGUUGUGUCGCACCAACAUGUAGUUAAUGAGCCUAUGACUCACAGCGUGUACAAAGAAAGCAAGGGGAGAAGAAAACCUGAUCCCUCUCCACCUCCUUCCCCUGUCAAGCCCCCUCUGAAGUCGGGUGUUGGCAGAUGGGGAGCAGAUGAGAGGCGGGAAUCCAAUGGGUUGUUAGACAUCCAUCCGCAGGCUCCGGCAAGCCCUGGGGAUACAUUUUCCAGCGAUGGGGAGAAACCGAUGUCAGAUGUUGGUGGUAAGGACGAUACCAUGGAGUUACUUAAAGAAGCUGACAUGCAGAAGCCAAAGCUGGGAGUUGGGAGCGACUGGGCAUUUUCCAACGUUGAGAGGAGAUCCGCACACAAAUCCAACGUAGAUCAUAUUGAAACGGUUGUGGAAGUAAAUAUGGAAAGUGACACUGUUACCCUUCUCAAGGGGGCUCCGACACAACACCGUACUUCAGGCAUCCAAGAUAGCCUAGAAUCUACUGAAAAGCUGUUAGAGCCGUUACUGACGGAGCCUGUUGUAGAGGAAUUGCCCUCACCUGCCACUAAGCUGGGUCAGAACACUCCAUACCACCCUCCUCUGUUCUCAUCAGACCCGUCUAUUUCACAGCAGCACAGAGGGAGGGACAUCAGACAGACACAAGGGGAUCAUGACAAGUCCAAGGUGGCUGCUCCUAGACCUUUACCUCCUCCUCCGGUUGAGAGCAUAGCGAUGGACGACAGGAAGAGGAGCAGGAGGGGCACGGAGGGAAAGAAAGCCUGUGUAGCUGCAACCUCCAUAUCAGUUAGCUCCUCUAAGGAUGGGCUCCUACCACUGCCACAGGAUCGUCCUCUGUCUGCCAGAGAGAGGAGAAGACUGAGGCAGUCUGUGGAGAUCGCCAGCCAACCAGGUGUUGGUGUUAUAAGAAGGGCAUCCUAUGAUGUCUCUUCCACCAAGGAUGAGCACUGCAAUGCUCCGGUUGCCAGAUCUGUUUCAGCCUCCAAUUUUGGGUCUAGCUCAAAGGAGGAUAAAUUACCAGAUCAAAGGUCAGAUGAAGAUGAAUGCAGCUCAUCCACAAGUUCCACAGAACGUUCGGAAGGAGACUGCAAGGAAAGGAAGACUGAAUCGAGAGACAUGCAAGAUUUAGUCCACAUGAUGACCCAGACGUUGAGAAUGGAUAUUGGAGACUGUGUGGGUGAGGUGGACAAAGACCGAUUUGGUUCUACUGCCGUACCAGAAUUUAAGCUGAACAGGAAGUACAGAGAUACCCUGGCGCUUCACGGGAAGGCUCGAGGUGAAGCAGAGAACUUGUCACUGGGUGAAAUACCAAUCGGCUCCACCUCUGGUCCAGCCAAGAUCAGGAGAGCAAUAGAACACUUGAGGACAGAUGUGGUGAAAGGUCUCGGGGUCAAACUGCUGGACCGAGUUUUGGAAAUCAUGGAGGUGGAGGAUGACACCAAACGAGAACUGUGUCUUCGUGACCAGAUGGGAGAUGAGAAGUACCAAGCUUACGCUGUGAUGGUGAGACAGCUGAAAUUCUUUGAAGAUAUUUCCGUCAACGUUUAGUGAAAAUGCUGUAUAUACAGAGGAGCAUACGCGCUUACAUUUCUAUGACACCAAUUGUUAGAAUGGGCAAGCAUCUUGGAAGAUCUCCAAAGGUAACUGGUAGAAAUUUGACAGUUUGAGUAUGAACAAAUGUUUUGACACUAUUGUGAAUGAAAAUCAGUUUCCUGUAAAAAAAUUUUUAGAGCAGCUGCUCUUAUGCGAACAAUCUAAUGACCGAAGUUGUUUUUUGUCCUCAUUCUUCAAACUGAAUGUAUUACUUGUAUUCUUACUGUAGUUUUCAAGAUGUCUAUGCAAAGAUUGAAGUCAUGUUAAAGAUUUUUAGUGAAUACUUAUGAUUUACUUAAAUAAUGUGAUGCAGAUGUAUUGUAGAUAUCUUUUUUUGUUUAGCACAACCUUUUUCCAUAAUGUUGAACACUACAAUAAAAUGUUUCCUUGAGAUUGACAAAAAAAGUUAAAAAACGUCU